UGUGGAGCAGCAGCCAGUCCGACACUGAAGGACACCGAGAGAGGAGACACUUCACAGCAGAGAGCGGGAUCAUAAAACAGGAAUAAAAAAGAAGAAGAAUUUCCUCCUUUAUCUUUGUCUCUCUCUCUCUCUCUCUUUGUGUUCCUGGAUAAAGAGGACAGACAGCAGGAGGUACAACAGAAGAAGAAGAAGAAGGAGGUGUUGGAGGUCCGUGUGCUCAUUUCUGCUCUUGCACCGGCGGCCCGAGGAGCCGACGGUGUCAUUGCGACAGCGUGCACGAGCAGAGUGGAUGUGUACUGUUUGUAAGUGUGUGUGUUUUUACAGCUGACGAUUCAGGUGGAUUUGGAGUAAAACUGGGAUUUUGAUCACGAGGAGUUGCUUGCUGGUGUUUUGUCUGUUGCGCCUCCUUUUUUUCCCUUCCUUCCUCUCCUCUCUCCGGUGCAGACGUCUUGCUCGCUCACUCGCCGCUCGGUCGAGGGACUACCACUCUGCUCUCUCUCUCUCUUUCCUCUCUCCUUUUCCUGCCUGUAACUGUGCCGUGGCUCCGACUGCCGAUCGCCGGCUCGCCCACGGAGAGCAGAAGCAGAUGGAUUUUGCCAGAUCCUCCUACGAGGGGCGUGCAUUAUUUCCCAGAAUGCCACAGGUGUGAGCCUUCCAGGUGACCCCCAUUGACCGCCCCCCCCCUAACUAACCCCCUCCAUCAGUCGCCUGCCGACCCCCCUUCGGCCAAUCAGCAAGCAAUCAUCUUCCUCAGAGGUGCCAUGGCAACCGCAUCCGCUCAAAGCCUCAGCGGUCCCCAGCUGCUGCACUGAGGACGCCGGAGAGAGGGGGGGGGGAAAGGAAAGAGAAGAAAAGCAUUCUGGGUGUUUUUUAAUGGACUUGGAGCCACAGAGGAGCGUGGGAGCGUUUGAAUAACAAGGAUUUGUCUUUCUCCUGGAUCCUGUCUGGGAUGCAAAAAGGAAACACUAACUCUGUGGAUGUAAUGUAACUCCAGGAAACUGAACACAAAAUACUGUUCUUCUUUUUGUUUGCAACAUGUCGGCUCAGAGGAGGUGACAUGCGGCUCGUUCUGCCAUGUAGCCGCGACGACCUGCAGAAACCUCCCAGAAACUUUUCCUCCGAACGCGGCCAUUUUUAACAAGCUGCUGGAUGUACGAACACAGACGCACACACACACACACACACACUCAUCAAACCGAAACACACACUCGAUAAGCUGAGUGAGGAGUUAUAAAGUGCUACCAGGUUAUUAUCGGCCCCGGCGCUUCCUAUUUUCGUCUUUAAUCUUUGUAUUCUGAGUAAUCAUCUUUUUAAUUAAUGGCGACGGCGGCGUGAAAUCUUCCCCCCUCGCCACCCCAUCCCCCCUCCCCCUCCACACACACUCUCCUUCCCGCCGCCGCCAGAGACACCUGAAACCAAUUAGCAGCAACAGAUCUAGAUGGGGAUUAGACACAGGAAGAGCAGCAGAGAUUAGAUACAGACACAAAGAAAAGAGGAGAGAAGUGGGGUGGGGGGGGUUGAAAGGAUCCUGUCAGUCAUUGUGGGUAAUCGAUAGGAGGGCGGAGCGGAGGGCGGGGCGGCGGGCGGGGCAGAGGGAGGAUAUGGCGAGAUCAGGGCGGCAGCAGACAGCAAAGAUCACUCGCCGUGAGUCAGCAGGUGGAGUCGACUGUAGGAGUCGUGAGUCUUGACCGGCCACGACUCAUUGUCAUUCCUCGCGGUGUGCCGGCGAGCGAGAGAGAGGAGAGACUCUUGGCCGGUCGCCACGAUCACGGCCAAUUAAGAGGAUUUGAUUAUAUGCCUUAAUCUUGGCAGUCAGGUGGAAAAGCAGACAGGAAGAGAAAGAGGAGGCCGAGCAGGUGCCACCGAUACACACCAUUAUCUCAGUCCGUCUGUAAUUGAGUCGGUUUCUGUCCACAUCUUCCGGCGGCCCGUCGAAACGGCGGAGGACGGAGAGGAAAAGCUAUUUUUCUGCCUCAAAUGUUAAUUCUUCACGUCCUUGUUUAUCGACAACAAACCAAACACACGAGGCCAAACAGAUUUACUCCAUCUGGAGGACAUUUAUCCGUCAGUUUGAUCCCCUGUUCAUCCCUCUUCAGCCUCCGUAUCAAGUGGGAGAUAAAAGACAGAAAAGUACGAGAGAGAGACAGCAAAGGGACCGAAUCUGGAGAGGACAGAGCAGAGACUUCCUCUGUCCCAGACACCCCGAGGCUCCCGCAUUCCUCUUUUUGAAAUUUCCUCUCCCCUCCAGAGCGUUUGUUUCCCAGCUCUCCUCCUUGUGGAUCGUAUACUCUGCACCGUCCGUCUAUCCUGGACCCCGCCGAGAUUAAACUGGCUUCCGUCAUCAGAGGGAAUCUUUUGAUAUCGGCUCCUGGUGUCGUCAUCUUCAUUCUGUGGCGGUACAGGCAGCCAGCAGACCAUUCUCCAUGAGGAGCAGUGGAAGAUGCCGGCUCUGCCAGCACUGCUGCUGUCGAUUUACUUCGCCGUCCUGCUGCUGACCAUGGCACCGCUCUCCUUCAGCAAGGCCAACACCCUCUCUGCCGUCCGGAUGGCGGCUAUUUUGGAUGAUCAGUCAGCGUGUGGUCGUGGCGAGCGUCUGGCGCUGGCUCUGGCGAGGGAGAACAUCAACAGCCUGAUGGAGGGCUCCUCCCGGGCGAGGGUGGAGGUGGACGUCUACGAGCUGCAGAAGGACUCCCAGUACGACACCACCGACACCAUGUGUCAGAUCCUGCCGAAGGGCGUGGUCUCCGUGAUCGGCCCCGCCUCCAGCCCCGCUUCCGGGUCCACCAUCAGUCACAUCUGUGGGGAGAAAGAGAUCCCUCACGUGAAGAUCGGUCCGGAGGAAACCCCGAAGCUGCCGUACCUCCGCUUCGCCUCGGUAACCCUUUACCCGAGCAACGAGGACCUGAGCCUGGCCAUCGGCUCCAUCCUGCGCUCCUUCGGCUACCCGACGGCGAGCCUCGUCUGCGCCAAAGCCGAGUGCCUGCUGCGAUUGGAGGAGCUGGUCCAUCGCUUCCUCAUCUCCAGGGAGACGCUGUCGGUGCGGAUGUUGGACGACAGCCUGGACCCCACACCCCUGCUGAAGGAGAUCCGGGACGACAAAGUGGCCACCAUCAUCAUCGAUGCCAACGCCUCCAUCUCCUACCACAUCCUCAGGAAGGCGAACGAGCUGGGGAUGAUGUCGGCCUUCUACAAAUACAUCCUGACCACCAUGGACUUCCCUCUGCUGCGGCUGGACGACGUGGUGGGCGAUCAGUCCAACAUCUUAGGUUUCUCCAUGCUGAACGGCACUCAUCCCUUCUUCCUGGAGUUCAUCCGCAGCCUCAACCUGUCCUGGAAGGAAGGCUGUGAUCUCAGCCCGUACCCGGGACCAGCGCUGUCGUCGGCGCUGAUGUUCGACGCGGUUCACGUGGUGGUGAGCGCCGUACGGGAGCUGAACCGCAGUCAGGAGAUCGGAGUGAAGCCGCUGAGCUGCACGUCUCCGCUCAUCUGGCAGCAUGGAACCAGCCUCAUGAACUACCUACGCAUGGUGGAGUAUGACGGUCUGACGGGUCACAUUGAGUUCAACAGCAAAGGCCAGAGGACCAAUUACACCCUGAAGAUCCUGGAGAAACACCCCGGGGGCCAUAAAGAGAUUGGUACCUGGUACUCCAACAACACGCUGGUCAUGAACUCCACCUCCCUGGACCUCAACGCGUCAGAGACGCUGGCUAACAAGACGCUGAUCGUCACCACGAUACUGGAAAACCCGUACUUGAUGCGUAAACCCAACUACCAGAACUUCCAGGGUAACGAGCAGUACGAGGGUUUCUGCGUGGACAUGCUGCGGGAGAUGGCGGACAUCUUGAAGUUCUCCUUCAAGAUCAAGCUGGUGGACGACGGGCUGUACGGAGCCCCGGAGCCCAACGGCAGCUGGACCGGCAUGGUGGGAGAGCUCAUCAACCGGAAAGCCGACCUGGCAGUCGCCGGCUUCACCAUCACCUCAGAGAGAGAGAAAGUGAUCGACUUCUCCAAACCCUUCAUGACUCUGGGGAUCAGCAUCCUCUACCGGGUUCAUCUGGGCCGUAAACCAGGUUACUUCUCCUUCCUGGACCCGUUCUCUCCGGCUGUCUGGCUCUUCAUGCUGUUGGCCUACCUCGCCGUCAGCUGCGUCCUCUUCCUCGCCGCCAGGCUCAGCCCCUAUGAGUGGUAUAACCCUCACCCGUGCCUGCGGGAGCGGAAGGACGUCCUGGAGAACCAGUACACGUUGGGGAACAGUCUGUGGUUCCCAGUGGGCGGCUUCAUGCAGCAGGGCUCAGAGAUCAUGCCCCGGGCUCUGUCCACCCGCUGUGUCAGCGGAGUCUGGUGGAUGUUCACCCUCAUCAUCAUCUCGUCCUACACGGCCAACCUGGCGGCGUUUCUGACCGUCCAGAGGAUGGAGAAUCCCAUCGAGUCUCCGGACGAUCUGGCCGACCAAACCAACAUCCAGUACGGCACCAUCCACGGAGGAUCCACCAUGACCUUCUUCAUGAACUCGCGUUACCAGACGUACCAGCGGAUGUGGAACUACAUGUACUCCAAGCAGCCCAGCGUGUUCGUGAAGAGCACCGAGGAAGGCAUCGCUCGCGUCGUCAACUCCAAGUACGCCUUCCUGAUGGAGAGCACCAUGAACGAGUACUACCGCAGCCUCAACUGCAACCUCACGCAGAUCGGAGGACUGCUGGACACCAAAGGAUACGGCAUCGGCAUGCCUCUGGGUUCUCCGUACAGAGACGAGAUCACUCUGGGGAUCCUACAGCUGCAGGAGAGCAACAGGCUGGAGAUCCUGAAGAGACGCUGGUGGGAGGGAGGACAGUGUCCCAAAGAGGAGGACCAUCGAGCCAAAGGUCUCGGCAUGGAGAACAUCGGGGGGAUUUUUGUGGUCCUGAUCUGCGGCCUCAUCAUCGCCGUCUUCGUGGCCAUCAUGGAGUUUCUGUGGUCGACGCGUCGCAGCGCAGAGACGGACGAGGUAAACCUUCAUCAUCAUCCACCUCCUCCUCCUCCUCCUCUUCCUCUCUCGUCCUCCUCCUCCUGCCCCGCCCCCGGCCUCAACCUCAGCUCAAACACCUCAGUCUCUGUUUGUCAGGAGAUGCUGACAGAGUUUCGAAACGCCGUCUCCUGUAAGAAGAGCUCUCGCUCUCGACGCCGCCGGCCUCUGAGCAGCGCCGGCGGCGGAGUCCUGCGUCACCCGUCCCGCCUGGCUCUGGCCACCCCGCGCCCCAUCCGCCUGGUCCGCGAGAUGCGUCUCAGCAACGGCAAACUGUACAGCGGCACCGGCUCGCUGACGGGCGGGCUGGGAGGAGGAGGAUGCCCUGAUUUGGGCCCGGGGCCACAGAGGCUCCUGGAGGACCCGUUAGGCGUCAACGCCACGCCUCCCGGCCCUCCUCCAGUAUCGGCCCUGGUGGGUCCUCCCGCCCCGCUGCGCAGCUUCCUGCAGGGCUGCAGCCACGUGCGCAUCUGCCAGGAGUGCCGGCGGAUCCAGAGCCUGAGGCCGGCCACGCUCACGCCUCCGCCGCCUCCUCCCCCGUCCUCAUCCUCCUCCGCCUCCUCCUGCUCUCGGAUCCCACCCCCCUUGGUGACGCCGGGUCACCACCUCCGCCACAACCCCCACCACCACAUGCACUACCACCACGGCUCCAUGUCGCUGCCCCGCCUCCCGCCGCCGCCUCCUCCGCUCUCGGCGGACAGAGCCGACAGCGAUGGGGGCGGGAGGACGGCGAGCCCGGGGCAGGCCGAUACCAAACCCCCGCCACCGCCACGGCCACUGCCUCCCCCCAAGACGCCAACACGUCCGCCGACAGACUUACUGGUGGGGCACAACUGAGCGGUGUGUCAUCAGAGGGGUCAAAACUAUUUUAAACUAUCAGUGAACCUUACUCCAACGACACAACUCGAUCAGUCCAAACCGGCCCAUCAGCGGGGGUGGAUGGAAGAAACCAUUUUGACCAGUUUGUAGGGCCAUUCAUACCAGUAACCUUCCACAGGGAUGGACGGAUUACACCACACUGACUAUAUACGCGGGGGUUGGGGGGAUAAAUCUAACGUCACACUUUGGAUUAAACCAGCUGAGGUGCUCAGAGUCUUUGGAUUGCAGCGCUGCAGAGGACGGACAAACAGGAAGCGGCUGCCAAAUGGACGCCAUCCUGGGGGGGCCUCUUGCCUCGGCCAAUCAUCACGCUUCGUGCCAAGUGAGGAGGACUCUUUCUCUUACUGUUUGAAUACUGAACCAGGUGUUUGUAUAUGUAGAAGGAGACACACACACACACACACACACACACACGGUAGCAGAGCAGCUGUACAGCUAUCACGGUCAUCUGUCAGUCAUGUGGACGUCUCUGGAGGAUGUAGCUCUUAACAACCAUGUCGCUGUUUGUGCAGACGUCUGGAAAAAACGACCGAUUGAACGGUGCUUGUGAGCCACAAACAGACGCAAUCGAUACUCACCUGAAGUGUACGAAGCUGUGCUGGGCCAGUUCUUCUUCUCUUCCAUGCAGCGUCCAGUUCACAUAACUGUAAAACAUAACGAGACGUCGUAAAGUGAGAAACUAACAGACAGGAAGGAGGCAAAGCAAACGUUUCCUCUCCAUUAUUUUUGUAUGAAAAGGUGGUUAAACUGUCGACUGGAUCUUUGUUGGUCAGCCAAUCAGAUACUAGUAUCAGUGACGUACUUAUUUUAAGCCCAACCGUGAUGAACAGUGGUUUUGUUGCCUAAACUGCAACAACUAAAGACGUUAAACGACACGCGAAAGCCGUUUCACAUUAUUAACCACGUGCCGUGAUCGCCAAAAACUUAAAAUGCGUUAUCAUGGUGUGCUAUUUUAUACGCCUUCCCCAUGAGAUCAGGUUGCAUGAAUAGUUUCCAAACCAGACUUCUGUUGAAUGAAAAACUAAAUCAGAUAAAUUUCAGGUCAAACUGCAAAAGCGCUGGAGCUUAUUCCCCGAUUCCAAAACCAGGCCUAACCUAGCAGCCGUAUCUGGACCAGAGUGCCACAACACAGCCAAGUGUGCUGACACUGAUUUUGGUGGAUCAGACGCCGACAGUACGAAAAUUAUUAGGGCUGUUAUUUUCUCACAGCGUAUUCAUAAUUUAUUUAAAUGAGAUUCAUGGUUGUAUAUUCAGGGUCGGCUCUAGACCUUUUGGUGACCUACAUGUAAGCGAAAUUUGGAUUUGGAGCCUCUCCCCAGGCCCAAGGGGUUUUAAAACAAAAAUUACGAUUUUUAAUUUCAUGAAUAACUGUAUUCAUUAUAAUAUAAAUAAACAGUUUGGUCCCCGAUAUUGUUUUCUUAAAAGUGUUUAGUCAGUUUCACUAAAAUGUACACUUUUAUUAACAAGAAAGUUCGGCCGGGCAGAUGAAAAAGUGUGAGAAA
Molecule: messenger RNA, 7383 nt
Organism: Sebastes umbrosus (honeycomb rockfish)
Lineage: Eukaryota; Metazoa; Chordata; Actinopteri; Perciformes; Sebastidae
Product: glutamate receptor ionotropic, kainate 5-like
Exons: 21
Coding region: 2441-5839 (1132 amino acids)
Biological process (GO): monoatomic ion transport; modulation of chemical synaptic transmission; synaptic transmission, glutamatergic
Cellular component (GO): kainate selective glutamate receptor complex; postsynaptic membrane; plasma membrane
Molecular function (GO): transmitter-gated monoatomic ion channel activity involved in regulation of postsynaptic membrane potential; kainate selective glutamate receptor activity
Source: RefSeq, a predicted model, not a curated record